Molecule: messenger RNA, 701 nt
Organism: Frankliniella occidentalis (western flower thrips)
Lineage: Eukaryota; Metazoa; Arthropoda; Insecta; Thysanoptera; Thripidae
Gene: Nxt1
Product: NTF2-related export protein
Exons: 6
Coding region: 181-597 (138 amino acids)
Biological process (GO): protein import into nucleus
Cellular component (GO): nuclear pore central transport channel
Source: RefSeq, a predicted model, not a curated record
GAAAAAGAGAAAGAAGGGGGCGGAGCGCGGAGCAUGUAAACAUAACCACAUAACCAACUCCAUUCGUCGAUUCGUCGGCUCGGCUUUCUGGUCAUUAAAGAAAAAAAGUUACAACAAAUCCUAAGACCUUUGAUGCUUUGAUGUUUCUACCUUGCUGGAGUAUUAUUUUGUGAAGCCAUUAUGAUCGCCAAGGAGCAAUUGAAGGACAAGAUACGGAAUGCUUGCAAUGUUGCAGAAGAAUUCACAAAGUUAUAUUAUGAAAGUAUAGAUCGUAUGCGACAUCAAUUGUCGAGGCAUUAUAUUGACACAGCAGUACUUGUUUGGAAUGGAACGGGAUCUGUCGGUAAAGAUCAAAUCCAAAAGUUUUUGGAAGCCCUACCUUCAUCCCAACACACUGUUACAUCUCUAGACUGUCAGCCUGUACUCGAAGAAGCUGUGGCUGGGCAAUUUACAUUACUUAUACAGGCCGCUGGCCAUGUUCAUUUUGGCAGUGGCGAAACAAAACCGUUCCAACAGACAUUUCUAAUAACUGCAGCUGCCGACAAGUGGAAGAUUGUUAGUGACUGUUUUCGGUUACAGGAACCUAUUGAAUCUUGAAUAUGAGAGAAGAGCUUUCAGUGCAAGCAAUGUAAUAAAAGCAAACAGUAUCUCAGCAUUUUAUAAUGCUGAGAUAUAAUUAAAACUUUCAUUUUUUUAGUUGA